AUGUUAACGGUUCCUAACAGAUGUUCAGAAAAGCUUCAUUACAAAAGACGGAAAGAGAAAGAGCAACUGGAAAAAGAAAAGAAGGAAGUGAACAGAAGAAAGAGGAGUCGGUCAGGGGAUGAUGAUGAUGAUGAUGAUACUGAUAAUGAGGGGAACAAAGAAAGGAGUAAAGGGAAAAAGGCUUCAAUCUCUACUAGUGAACAUAGAGCUGAUGAUGAUGAUGAUGACUUUGAUGAGUUUCUUGAGGGAAUGUUUCCUUGA
This is a messenger RNA of Prunus armeniaca (apricot), 261 nucleotides long. The record is from the annotation of a GenBank genome assembly. Lineage: Eukaryota; Viridiplantae; Streptophyta; Magnoliopsida; Rosales; Rosaceae.